Messenger RNA from Galeopterus variegatus (Sunda flying lemur), 739 nucleotides. RefSeq names its product exocyst complex component 4-like. Gene Ontology annotation, cellular component: growth cone membrane; exocyst; synapse. NCBI's taxonomy places the organism in Eukaryota, Metazoa, Chordata, Mammalia, Dermoptera, Cynocephalidae. The annotation marks the transcript as partial. Gene Ontology annotation, biological process: chemical synaptic transmission; exocytosis; Golgi to plasma membrane transport. The transcript has 5 exons. The record is from RefSeq and is a predicted model, not a curated record.
AUGUAUGCUGGAGACAAUAAGCCCGAAGCUGAGCUUUUGAAAGACAGAUUUAUUCAGGAGAUUGAGCAUGCUCUGGGACUUGGCCCAGCCAAACAGUGUCCUCUUCGAGAGUUUCUCACCAUGUACAUCAAAAACAUCUUCCUUAAUCAGGUCUUGGCUGAGAUCAACAAGGAGAUUGAAGGAGUCACCAAAACAUCUGACCCCUUGAAGAUCCUCGCUAAUGCAGACACUAUGAAGGUGCUGGGGGUACAGCGGCCUCUCCUACAGAGCACGAUCAUUGUGGAGAAAACAGUGCAAGACCUCAUGAACCUGAUGCAUGACCUGAGUGCAUAUUCAGAUCAGUUCCUCAACAUGGUGUGUGUGAAGCUCCAGGAGUACAAGGACACCUGCACUACAGCCUACAGGGGCAUUGUCCAGUCAGAGGAAAAACUUGUCAUCAGUGCAUCUUGGGCAAAAGAUGAUGAUAUCAGCAGACUCUUGAAAUCUCUACCUAACUGGAUUAAUAUGGCCCAACCCAAACAGCUGAGGCCAAAGAGAGAAGAGGAGGAAGAUUUCAUAAGGGCAGCCUUUGGCAAGGAGUCUGAAGUUCUUAUUGGGAACCUGGGUGACAAAUUAAUCCCUCCACAAGACAUCCUUCGUGAUGUCAGUGACCUCAAAGCUUUGGCCAACAUGCAUGAAAGCCUGGAAUGGCUGGCAGGCCGAACAAAGUCAGCUUUCUCCAGUCUUUCUACAUCUCAGA